This is a messenger RNA of Calypte anna (Anna's hummingbird), 5471 nucleotides long. RefSeq names its product rho GTPase-activating protein 39-like. The transcript has 10 exons. Gene Ontology annotation, biological process: signal transduction. Gene Ontology annotation, cellular component: cytoplasm; cytoskeleton. The coding region runs from base 74 to 3175 and encodes 1033 amino acids. Gene Ontology annotation, molecular function: protein binding; GTPase activator activity. NCBI's taxonomy places the organism in Eukaryota, Metazoa, Chordata, Aves, Apodiformes, Trochilidae. The record is from RefSeq and is a predicted model, not a curated record.
CGGGCGGGGCCGGGGUCGGGUUUCACAUCCUGCCCCACUGGCGGGCAGAGCGGGCGGCGCGGCCGAGAGGGCCAUGGCGGAGAGCUCGGACUGGGUGGAGAUCAUCGAGCCCCGCUCCCAGGAGCGGAUGUACGUGAACCUGAGCACCGGGGAGUGCGGGUGGGAGCCCCCUCCCAACCUGCGGGUGCGCCAGUCCGACCAGCACCAGUGGUGGGAGCUCUUCGACCACAACAACAACCGCUUCUACUACUACAAUGCCAUCACGCAGCAGACGGUGUGGCACCGGCCCCAGGGCUGUGACAUCGUGCCCCUGGCACAGCUCCAGGCCAUGAAACGCAGCUCCCAGCCCGACUGCCGCGGCCGCCAGCACCGGGGCAGCACCGGCAGCGACGGCAGAAACACCCCGGUACAGAUGGCCCUGCUGCAGGAGAUGGAGAAAGGCAAAGGGGACUGUGUUGCUGAGAAGAGGAAGGACCCGGGCAGGGAGACUCCUACCCACUGGCAGCCCCUGCCAGGCACCAAAGCAGCCAUGUUGGUGAAAGUGAACAGCCUGAGGCAGGUACAGAGCUCUUCUAACACUUCACUUCAGCUGCAGAGUGCUCCGGAGGCCAACAGCCAAAAAUCUCUUCCAAAACCAGCUAUAUAUGCUCAGCCUCAAUCCACAUCCCAGAGCCCUGCAGCCACAAAGCAAAUGCCUCCAGGAGAAACAAAGCAGUCCAUGCAGAUCAAAAAGAUGGAGAAUGGUGGGUUUUGCCUGGUGCUGACCAAUGGUCCAACUUCUCAAACACCUCCAAGGAGCCGAACAGGAACCCCCCAGCCUGCAUCCCCCAAAUAUGCCUCCCCUGCACCUAUCUAUGAUGAGCCAUCUCUAGAGUCUCCAAUUUAUGAUGAGCCACCAGUAGAUAUGGACACUGAAAGUGUCACUAUGAGUAGGAUGUCUCCACCAAGGUCGCCAAGCAAUAGCUUAAAAAAGCAGCUGCAGCCAACCAAAUUGUUACAGCAUCCAGGGAUGCAGCAGCAGCAAGCUGCAAAGAAGCAUGCAAGAAAUCCUUCUUCCACUGAAUACAGCCCAGCUGGCAGAGAGUAUAUAAAACACAUGGUCAAUGUUGACCAGUCUUCCAAACUCUCCCACUCUUCUGCUGCACCAGCUGAUGCUGCUACUAAACUGCCAGGCCAGCUGACCUCAAAGGACAGCUUCAAGCAGUCCUGGAGGAUCUUGGAAGCCAACGUGCUCAAGAACAUGGAAGCCCAUCACAGUCGUCAGAACAGCCUGCAAACUCAAGAGUACCCAACUGGUAUAAGCCAUCAGGAUUCUGGUUAUUCAACUGGCCCCUCUCCAAGCUUGAGGAAAAGGAAAGGGAGGAGGCAAGGGACAGGUCAAGGCAGACCUGGCUCUGUGGGCAGCACCAGCGAGCUCACUGCUUUGAAUGAUAAGCUGAUUGCUGAGAUGCGUGCUGUGGUGGGCAGAUCAGCAGCUUGCAGGGGAAGCAAAGCUAGCCUGGAUGCUGAAAGCCUGGAGAGUGGCAUCCCAGCAGAGAGCAGCAAAGUCAGAUUUCAGUCUGACCACUUGAAAAAAUGCAUCAGCCGAAGCUCAAGGGAUGACAUCUCAGCCAGUAAUAGGUCUCUGUAUAGACAGGGCCUGGAGAGCAGGGGCAGCUUUCCCAGUGAUGUGGCUGCUCCACAGGACACAGUGAGGCAGAAGAGGACUUUUGAGAAAAUAGAUUCUUUAGAAAAGAAUGUGACCAGCCAGACAAGUUUGUCUUCAUCAGAUGCCACACGCCGCUCCUCCCAGCCCGGGACCAUCGAGUUGGACCCCAAGCAGGAGAGCAGUGCCCAGCCUGCUGGCUGCAUGGGAUAUCACUUCCCUUACACCACCCUGAGGAAGCCCCUGUCCCAGAGCAGCAUGGCAGACUGGGCCUCCAAAAACCUCAACAUGCACACCCAAGGCAUCUUCCGCCGCCGGAUCUCCAUCUCCAACAUGCUCUCCUGGAACGGGGGCUCCAUCAAAAAGCCCAUGCUCAUCACCAGCAACCGCACCAUCAAAAAGGAGGCGUGUGAGAUGUUCAAACUGGUGCAGAGCUACAUGGGGGAUCGUCAGACCCGAAUGGACCGGAACCACGUGGCCUUGGUGACCGUCACCAAGUGCUGGAGCAUGCAGGGCCUGCGGGAUGAGCUGUACAUCCAGCUGAUCCGGCAGACAACAGACAACACCUGCUUCAGGAGCCUGGCCUGGGGCUGGGAACUGAUGGCCAUCAGCCUGGCCUUUUUCUCCCCAUCUCCCAAAUUUCAGUCUUACCUGGAAGGGUACAUUUAUCGCCACCUUGACAGUGAUGAAAACAGUAAGUGUCACACCCUUUGCCAGCGCAUCAAGGAGCUUGUGGAUCUGAAAAACAAGAAGAAACUCCAAAUCCAGGAAAAGAGGAAACAAAACACUGAGGAUGAAGGUCUGCCCAUCAGCACCUACGCCAAGUACUGCUACCGGAAACUCCAGAAAGUGGCUGUCACUGGAGGCAAAAAGGGCCUCCGUAAACCCACAGUGGAGGAGAUCAUGCACGCCAGGAACGCCAUCGUCACCCCCUCGCUCUUCGGCAGCUCCCUGGAGGAGAUCAUGCAGCGGCAGCAGGAGAUGUACCCGGGGAACAAACUGCCCUGGGUGCAGACACAGCUCUCCCAGCAGGUCCUGGCUCUGGGGGGAGAGCAGACAGAGGGGAUUUUCAGGAUACCUGGUGACAUAGAUGAAGUCAAUGCAUUGAAGCUGCAGGUGGAUCAGUGGAGAAUCCCAAGUGGCCUCAGUGACCCCAACAUCCCAGCCUCCCUUCUCAAGCUGUGGUACCGGGAGCUGGAGGAGCCCGUGAUCCCCCAACAGUUCUACAAAGAGUGUAUCAGCAACUACGAGAACCCCGAUGCUGCUGUUGCUGUUGUGCAGCUUUUGCCAGAGCUCAACAGGCUGGUGCUGUGUUACCUCAUACACUUCCUGCAGGUCUUUGCUCAGCCAUCAAAUGUGGGGAGGACAAAGAUGGAUGUGAAUAACCUGGCCAUGGUGAUGGCCCCCAACUGCCUGCGCUGCCAGUCCGAUGACCCCCGUGUUAUCUUUGAGAACACGCGCAAGGAAAUGUCCUUCCUCCGCAUGCUGAUCGUGCACCUGGACACGAGCUUCAUCAAAGGGCUGCUCUGAGCCUCUGCCACCAAGGGCCAAGACGUUGCUCUGGGGAGUUGCUGAGUGCCCAAAGUCUUCUCCCCUCCACUUAGGUUUCUCCCGUUGUUCUUGCUGUUGUCACACCCUGAGCAUCUCCCAGCAUUUGACCUUGAGGACAAGAAUGGGACAGUCCUGGAAGGCUCAGGCUGCUCAGCUACAGGAGGUCCUUGGACAUACCAGGCCAGAUGCAGUGGUUCCUGGCCUCCCAGUGCAUGCCAGAGGGGGACAGUCCUCCUCCUUGGAGCCACAGGACUGGUUGCUCAUUGACAGGGCUGUGAUGACCAUGAGAAGUUGCUCCCUGGGGCAGUGAGACUCCAUCUGCCUUCUGGAGGUAGAGUUGGCUUCAGGUAGGAGGAUGUCACUCCUGUGUUGUGGCUCCUGCUGUCCCAUUGGGGAUGAUGCCACUGCUUGGAGCCAGCCUGGUUCACCUCUGCAGGCUGUUGGUUGGAGCCAUGAGGGUGGUUCAGACACCUCAUGACAGUGUUGGUAGAGGGAUGUAAAGGUACAGGGGGUUCACUGAGGCAGAGGUUCCUUGGACUGCCCUGGUCAGGGGAAGCACAUUGCAGCCCAGGCAGAGGAGGUGGGGGCAAGGGGAAGGCCACGCAUCUGACACCAAACAGGUAAAUAGCCUCUUUGGCAUUCUGCUAGUGAGGGCCACAUCCUCUGGAGGGGCAACAAGAGCAGUCUUGCAGCUCCUUUCUGCUCUGGGCAGCAUGAGCUGGCACCACCUUUCCUGCAGAUCAUCUUAGACUGUGCUCAGAGCAGUCUCCAUGACUUUGGCACCUCUUUUCCUGGUACCAGCUCCUUCCCAGACCACUCUGCCAAGGACUCAGGACCAGUUUUGUGCAGUCUCCUAUUUCAUCCAGGUCUAGAGAAAGCCAGGAAGGCUCCCAAUUGUAGGAAAUGCUCCUGUGCUCAGAUGUGCCCUUCCAGGCAGAGCAGCAGCAUGGUCACAUGCUAUUGGAGUGCUGCUGCUCCAUGGAGUAAACUGUGGCACCUGUGCUCUUCCCACUGAAUUGCCAUGGAAGUUGCAGAGGGGUUGAGAAGGGAAGGGAAAAAGAAGAGAAAGGAAGAGGCAGAACUGAGCAGCUGUGGUGUGGUGGAGCCUGUGUAGGGGUAGUGUCAGGUGAGCAGCUCAGCAUUCUCACUGCUGCUAUUAAACCCCUGUGGCACAGCAAGGACAGUGUCUUCCAGAGGCUGGGCAUGGACUUCCCCACAGCCUCCAGAUCCUGUCGCAUGCUCUUUAGCAAGCAGCAAUUACUGAUUCUGUGGCAUCCUGGUUUUAUUCUUCUCUUCCUUUGAAAUGUUUUCCCUGCUGCAAAAAGCUGCUUGUUGGGAUUAUUCCUGCAAUGCUACAUCUGCUGGGAGCAUCCACGGUUCCAUAUGCAUUUCUGUAUCCCUCUCUCUUGCAAGUGGGGACCUGGGAUCAUCCUCUCCUCAUUGCAGUUGGGAGCUGAGCCCUGCCAGCAGUUAGGUUUAAAGCUGAUGUCUGGAAAUGUACCAAAAGUCUGGGCAUAAGGUGCAGGGUGCCCUGAGCCUGCUGCUGCUUGGAUCUCUGGGUGUGUGUGAGCAGGGUUUCCAGGCUACACGUUUGCUCAGAUGAACUCCACAGCAGGAGUUCUGUUUGUGCCCAGCUGAACAAGGGUCCUGGUUCCUCUCCUUGUACCAGAUGCUAACUGUGGUCCAGCAGGCCAGGAAGUUUUGCUUCCAUGUCAUGAUUAGCUCUGUCAGACAUGACCCCAAAAAUGUGCCUGGAUCUGCUUCACACACCCAUCCCAUCCCACCCCACCCCACCCCAGUGCUUCAAAACCAUUCAGCUCGCUUUGGCCUUCUCAAGCCCUGAACAACUUGGAAUUCAGAUGUGGGGCUGCUUUCCCAGAAGUGUAGAAUCAGGCAGGGAGUUACCAGCUCUGCCACUUUGUGCUGACAUUCAAACCUCUGAACAGGUUUGGGGGGGCCACCUCCCACCCUGCUGGGGGCCGGAGCAGCCGUGUGGUUCCUGCUCCCCCCUCCCUGGGCUGCAGAUUCUGUGCCAGCGUGGGGCAGGGUCUGGGGGCAGCCACCCCCCAGCUGAUCCCUGUUAUUCCUUGCACUUAGCUGUAGCAGACAAUCCACCAUAGGCAUUUGCUGCUAUUACAAACCAAUGCUUCUUGCCAGGGCUGUACAAUAGGCUCAUAAAUGACACUGGAUAUUAUUUUCUUUGCCAACAGAUUUGUAAAUAUGAAAUCAGUAUAGCAGCCUCUCCUCUGUUAUAAUAAUAAAUACCAUCUCCAUG